Messenger RNA from Ceratina calcarata, 492 nucleotides. RefSeq names its product protein obstructor-E-like. Gene Ontology annotation, molecular function: chitin binding. NCBI's taxonomy places the organism in Eukaryota, Metazoa, Arthropoda, Insecta, Hymenoptera, Apidae. The coding region runs from base 77 to 418 and encodes 113 amino acids. The transcript is spliced from 2 exons. Gene Ontology annotation, cellular component: extracellular region. The record is from RefSeq and is a predicted model, not a curated record.
GAAUAAAAUAAAAAGCUCGGGAGCCAGUGGAGAGCUGCUAGUUUUGAUUUCGGUUACGGGACGGUAGGAGCUCGAAAUGACCUCGACGACGACGGCUGCGAUCUUUCUGUUCCUCGCCUCUGGCAUCGUUUGCCUCGCGAAACCUGCGGCGUACGAAGGGCUCGCUGAUGCAGUGUACCAACCGCUGAAACUGCGUGCGAAAAGGGACUCGACACUCUGCCCAGAGAGGUACGGGCGAUUUCCACAUCCGACGCAAUGCGACGCGUAUGUAGAAUGCGAGGACGGCGUGCCUGAGCAAAAGCUGUGUCCCGAUGGGCUCCUGUUCGACCCGACAAAGAGGUACACCUAUCCAUGCGUUUAUCCCAUAGACGCGAACUGCGAUGGGAGACCGAACAGACGUAAGUUUACGGAGAAAUAGUUAAGGAGGAUAAAAAAGAGGAGAUUUUGUUAGAAUGAAUGUUAGAGACGAUAUGAGAAUAUUUUAUUCGAUUA